GUUGAGGCGACGGCAGCGGCGGUGGUGGUGGCGGCGGCGGCGGCGGGAGGGCGAAGCCCGGGAGGGCCCUUGGCCCACAAUGGCAUCGGCGUCAACAACAACAACAGCCACCACCACCACCACCACAACAACAACAGCAGCAGCAGCAAUAACGGCGGCAACAACUACUUCAACGGGGAGGCGGCGGCGGUGAGCGAGGGCUACAGCAUGGACGCUUUCUUCAUCACGGACGGGCGGUCGCGGAGGAAGCCUGAGGGGAGCGGAGGAGGAGACGGCGGCGGCGGCGGCGGAGGGGGAGGAGGUGUCGGCGGGGGCGCCGCGGGAGGCCAGAGGCACGCGUGCAGCGAGUGCGGCAAGACUUACGCCACGUCGUCCAACCUGAGCCGCCACAAGCAGACGCACCGCAGCCUGGACAGCAAAUUGGCGCGAAAAUGCCCGACGUGCGCCAAGGUGUACGUGUCCAUGCCGGCGCUGGCCAUGCACGUGCUGACGCACGACCUGCGUCACAAGUGCGGCACGUGCGGCAAGGCCUUCAGCCGGCCCUGGCUGCUGCAGGGCCACAUGCGCUCACACACCGGGGAGAAGCCCUUCGGCUGCGCCCACUGCGGCAAGGCCUUCGCCGACCGCUCCAACCUGCGCGCCCACAUGCAGACGCACUCGGCCUUCAAGCACUUCCGCUGCAAGCGCUGCCACAAGACCUUCGCCCUCAAGUCCUACCUGAACAAGCACUACGAGUCGGCCUGCUUCAAGGGGCCGGGCGAUGAGGACUCGUGCCCGGUCAGCGACUAAGCGGGAGGAGGAGGAGGAGGAGGAGAGA
Messenger RNA from Callorhinchus milii (elephant shark), 817 nucleotides. Its product is annotated as transcriptional repressor scratch 2. Lineage: Eukaryota; Metazoa; Chordata; Chondrichthyes; Chimaeriformes; Callorhinchidae. The annotation marks the transcript as partial. Gene Ontology annotation, molecular function: DNA-binding transcription factor activity, RNA polymerase II-specific; RNA polymerase II cis-regulatory region sequence-specific DNA binding. Gene Ontology annotation, biological process: regulation of DNA-templated transcription. The record is from RefSeq and is a predicted model, not a curated record. The transcript has a single exon.